Molecule: messenger RNA, 3341 nt
Organism: Candoia aspera
Lineage: Eukaryota; Metazoa; Chordata; Lepidosauria; Squamata; Candoiidae
Gene: SPRYD3
Product: SPRY domain containing 3
Exons: 11
Coding region: 157-1431 (424 amino acids)
Molecular function (GO): protein binding
Source: RefSeq, a predicted model, not a curated record
GGCCGCUUUGGGCGUCGGGGCGACGGUUGGGGGAGCAGGGAGAGUGGGGUCCCUGGGGAGGCAUCCCGGGCAGGGGCGUGGAGCAGCUCCUCGCAGCGCCAGGAUGUUGGCGAGGGCGUGAGAGGUUAUCGUUAAGGGUAGAUCCUUACAGCUAUAAUGGAUGAUUUAAACCUGCACUACAGAUUUCUGAACUGGAGGAGGAGGAUCCGAGAGAUUCGAGAGGUGCGAGCCAUCCGCUACCAAGAGAGGUUCAAACAUAUCCUUGUUGAUGGAGAUACGUUAAGUUACCAUGGGAACUCUGGUGAAGUUGGUUGUUAUGUUGCUCCUCGCCCGCUGACCAAAGACAACAAUUAUUUUGAGGUGUCAAUUGUGGACAGUGGUGUGCGUGGGACCAUUGCAGUGGGACUGGUGCCUCAGUAUUACAGUUUGGACCAUCAGCCUGGAUGGCUACCACAUUCAGUUGCCUACCAUGCUGAUGAUGGCAAACUUUACAAUGGCCGAGCCAAGGGACGUCAGUUUGGGACGAAAUGCAACUCUGGGGACCGGAUAGGCUGUGGGAUUGAGCCAGUGUCCUUUGAAGUCCAGACAGCUCAGAUAUUCUUCACCAAAAACGGAAAAAGGGUGGGCUCAACAAUAAUGCCGCUCUCACCAGAAGGUCUCUUCCCAGCCGUGGGGAUGCAUUCACUGGGUGAAGAAGUCCGGCUCCAUCUCCAUGCGGAGCUGGGUAGUGAAGAGGAAGAUGACAGCAUUAUGAUGGUGGACAGCUACGAGGAUGAAUGGGGACGAUUGCAUGAUGUGAAAGUCUGUGGCACACUCUUGGAAUAUAUAGGGAAAGGGAAGAGCAUCAUUGAUGUGGGUCUUGCACAAGCUCGGCAGCCUUUGAGUACCAGGAGUCACUACUUUGAGGUGGAGAUUGUGGAUCCAGGAGAGAAGUGCUACAUCGCCCUGGGCCUUGCCCGCAAGGAUUAUCCAAAAAAUCGGCACCCUGGCUGGAGCAGAGGAUCUGUAGCCUACCAUGCAGAUGAUGGCAAAAUCUUCCAUGGAAGUGGAGUGGGGGACCCCUUUGGUCCCCGUUGCUACAAAGGAGACAUUAUGGGGUGUGGAAUCAUGUUUCCACGUGACUACAUCCUUGAUAGUGAGGGAGACAGUGAUGACAGCUGUGAUACGGUGGCUAUCAGAGCCAAACCACGGGGGGUGAGGAAUGUCUUGUAUCUGCAUCAGGAGGCAGAGGAGGAUGAGGAUGAAGAAGAAGAUGGAGAAGAUAUGGAACAGGAACAUGAAGGCAAGAAAGUAGUGGUGUUCUUCACACGCAAUGGAAAGAUUAUUGGCAAGAAAGAUGCCGUGGUGCCGUCCGGGGGCUUUUAUCCCACCAUUGGGAUGCUGAGCAGUGGGGAGAAGGUCAAGGUGGAUCUGCAUCCGCUCAGCGGCUAAAGACCAAGGGCUGGAGAGUACGCCUCUUCUGCCACUCGGCAGGCUGCCAGAUCGCUCAGGCUGCUCCUCAUUGCAACUUCAGCCAUCGCCUCCAGGGGUAGCCUUUUUGAUGUGGGGCCACAUAGAGAUAUUUGUCUAUCUAAUACCACCUGAGCCGCCUUUCUUGUCUCUUUCCUGCCUGCUUGAGUGCAACCGUUUAAUACUGGGAAAAUCUUGAGGCUCUUAUUUCCAAGCGGGUCAGGGAUUAGUUCCUGGAACAGAGUCCCUAUCUCUUUCUGCUGCUCACGUUCCAUUAACUGCUCUUUCUGAGGGCAGGACAGUUCUUGAGAUUACAUGGUUGAAAAAGAGACCGGGAUAUGGCCUAGCCUUGUUCAGUUCUGUGGGUGUCCAUGAUCCUGUUCCUAAGGGGAUAGUUGAAUUGCAGAUGGAACAGAUAGCUCCCUUUUCCUAUUGCCAUGAACCAUUUGCAUUAUUAUUGUAUCUAGUACACUGGACACUGAUACUCCUCCAGCUGCGGGCCAGCCCCACAAAGUCUUAUCUAUCAUCUGUUUUUCUCCUGAGCCCAUCCAGGGCAAAAAGUUCCUGUGUCAUUCUUAAAAAACAUAUAUGGGCUCCUUAGGUUAACCUGAGCUGGCUUUUAGAAACUCCCAGGAUCCAACUUCCUUUUUUUUUGAGAUUUGGGAGGAUGAUGGAAAGCCAGGGGAGAAUCUUUUUUGGACUAUACUUCCUUACUGAUGUUUGACAAGCCAAGACCCAGCACUUUUGCGCCUGUUUUCAAAUCAAAAUUUACAGAUGGAAGUGUAACUAGAAUCUUGAUGAAUUCUCUGCUGUCCUACUCAGCUGAUCUCGGAGCUGGGGUGUCACUGGCAAAAUCAGAGGCGGAUAGUUUUCUGCCAUCUCCCUCCUGAACUGCUGACGGUUCCCUAAUAUUUCUGGUAUACUGUAUGUUGGGCCAGGCUGGCGUUGAAAGGGUAGUGUUUGAUCUGGGUGCAAUGCUGCUGUAUAUCUCUCUAUUGAUGGAGAAGAGGAUGGAAUGUGAAUUCUGUACUGUAACUUGAUUGUAAAGUGUUUAUUCUUCACCAUUUGUCUCUGCUGAAGUUAACAAGGGCUGAUCCUUAGGUAUGUAGGCCUGCCCUUCUUUUCACCCAGCUCCCUUGUUCUCUGCAUUGUACUUGCUCUGUCAUAGCCCUACCCCAUUGCAGAAUUAACAAAGGCUUAUGGGAAGGGUGAAAACCUGUCUGGAUGCUAUAUAUGUAGAUGUGGUCAUACAAUGACAGGAGAAGCCAAAGAGUAGCAGCUGCUUUGAGCCACGGGACAAAAGGCGUGUUGCUGUCCUACCUUCUCUUAACUUCUCUGCCCCUGUAUUUUCAUGGGCAGUCUUGCUGCUAAAAUGAUAAUCUUCUGGGAAUUGGGGAUUGAAGAGGAUGGUCCUGAAAAAUCUUUGUGUUGGCUCCCUCUGGUGGUGUGAAUGACCUGACUUCCUUGUGACAGUCCUGCUUUGUCUGUUGGGAAAGCGGGAGCAACUUAGUUUGGUCUCUUCCUUCCGUGUUCACGUCUUACCAACAACCCUUUCUGCCCCUUGCAAUUAUGAAAAGAUUAUAACCUUUGCUGCUGGUGGCGGCAUCCUCCCCAUCUGCUGCUGAAGCUGCUGGCUGCAGAAUGCAAGGAUGCAGGGUUGCUGGUGUGCGGGGGGACAUCGCAAGCUUGUAAAUGUGCUGCUGACUUAAUUGCUGCACCAAGCCUUGGAGAGUGCAGAGGCUGCUCUCUGUGUCCUGUUGCGUAGUUUGUUCUUCAGCUCUGCAGGCCUGGCUUGAGCAGAGCUCUCUCCCCUUCAGCUCUGGGUGCCUCUGCUGCAUUUUUGUAGCCAGAAUCUUUAUACACUCAAUAAAGUUGGCAUUUCCACCUGGAAA